GUGUUUUGUUGUCAACAAAAUGUGUUUCAAAGACAAUACAAAAGGCUUUUAAAUUGAACGCUAAGCUCGCAAACAGUGCACAACUUGUGACCACUUUUGUGGCCAAUAAUCAGCGCCUGUGAGCCACGGAUCAGAUCGCAAACCUCGCGCACAACAUGUCGGACACCGACGCCGAUCACCACAAACGGAUCCGGAGUCCAGUACUUCCGCAAUACGUGGAAGUGUUUGACACGGAGUCCAAAGACAGAUACCAGACGUUGACCCAAAAGAUACCAUUGGUGUCGUUGAUGUCCUCAUCGGUGGACACAAAUAAGAUGACCUCAACUGAGCUGCGACUGAGACGAUGGUUCAAAUGCACGCAAUUUGAGGGCAAGUGUUUCGCCACAAGAAAUACUUGUCACCAGUUUUUGGCACAUUUGGCGGACAAACACCCGGACACCAGACUCUUCUGCCUCUACUGCAGCCCUAUCUCCGGACCCGACCCUAAGAAGUACUUCACGCACGAGAAGCUGGUGGAGCACAUCCGGUCGGAGCACUGUUACCGUCAAUAUCAGUGCAAUCUAUGUCUGUACCGGUCUAUCAGUGUGGAGCACAUUGUGAUCCAUCAACAGUCUGUCCAUUCGCGCAACUUUGAGGUGACUGUCGCUCAGACGGAGACCGAUGAGGAGUCGCACAAAGACACCACUCCUCACAACCAGCAGACCAUCAAAGAGUGUAAAGUCAUUGAAUGCACGCAAUUGGCCGACACAGCCGUUCCCGACGCCGACCACUACUUCGAGAACUACAAACACAAGCGACUGAAUGGCGAACUCAAUGCCUAUCAGUGUCUGUACUGUCCGUAUUUGGACACAAGCAAAGAGGAACUGUAUGCACACUGCGUGGCCGCUCACCCCGACUUUCCCAUACUUAUCUACACCGGUAUUAACGCCAGACAUUCGGUGAAUGGCGACAAAGACGACAAUGAGAUGAGCGAAGCCAUCAUGAAGUCGAAGACCGCUAAGAAGCGAUCGUUUGACGAGUCGUUCAGCGACUCGGAUGUCACCACCAAUGGUGUGGUCGACACCUAUGAGUUCGACAUCUGGACAGAGAGUGAAGACGAGGAUAUGUUGCUGUCAGAGGACGACCUCUCGUCGGACGGUCUGGUGAGUGAAGAGGCUGUGGCCGCAGAGCCGGCGCCCAAACGUCAGCGAACAGAACCCGACUCGUCGUCCAGACACAGAAUCCAAGACAUCCUAAGAUCUGGAACACCAGCCUUUGUGGCCAAUCGCACACUACGGCAGUCAUACUAUUUGGCGGCCGCUUUGUCUGCACUACUGGCCCUUUAUUUCUCUGCUGUAGUACUGAGACUUUUAUCGGCUGUUGAGUGCAGUGAUCAGCAAAAUGACGUCAAUUCUGUGUCGACUAAACCCAGUGCCAUAAUCUACGACAGAGUUGAAAAAUUAAGCAGGGUCAAAUGCAUACCAUCGCUAAACAUAGACUGGAAUCUAUUGAAUUACAAACUGAUCUGGGGCAUUGACUACACGCGUGAUAUCCGGAGGCAUACACUACUUCUGACAAAAGCCGAUUUGAGGCGACAUUUAGACAAAAUAAUCUCAACUCUGAUGGCUAUUCAGGACAAGAAGGACUGUCUGAGUACGUCCUCCGCUAAAGACCUGAUUGACGCCAUCAACCAUCUGAAGAAUCGCAUCGACAAUAACCUCAACCUUUCGGUUCUCUUCAAUUCCCGGACACUUCACGACAAUUUGGAUGAGUUUCUGCAGCUAUGUCUCAGAAUUGCCGGCAAAAUAGGAGCCAUUUUAUUAGUAACCAAAGAUGAAUUCCUUAUGGAUUUGAAUGAUUCGACUCCAGUAUUAAAGGAUAGACUCUGUUAUGGAGUGAAUAAUAGACAGUUAAAGCUAUAA
Messenger RNA from Oppiella nova, 1901 nucleotides. The record is from the annotation of a GenBank genome assembly. NCBI's taxonomy places the organism in Eukaryota, Metazoa, Arthropoda, Arachnida, Sarcoptiformes, Oppiidae.